This is a messenger RNA of Protopterus annectens (West African lungfish), 4603 nucleotides long. RefSeq names its product stonin-1-like. Gene Ontology annotation, molecular function: clathrin-cargo adaptor activity. The coding region runs from base 312 to 3938 and encodes 1208 amino acids. NCBI's taxonomy places the organism in Eukaryota, Metazoa, Chordata, Ceratodontiformes, Protopteridae. The transcript is spliced from 11 exons. Gene Ontology annotation, cellular component: synaptic vesicle; AP-2 adaptor complex; transcription factor TFIIA complex. The record is from RefSeq and is a predicted model, not a curated record. Gene Ontology annotation, biological process: regulation of endocytosis; transcription initiation at RNA polymerase II promoter; synaptic vesicle endocytosis.
AUUUGGAUGGAGACAGCAGCAGCAGUAUCUCCAUCUGGAAAGGCUGGCUGCUAUUGACUAGCACUCCCCCUCAACAGUAUCCUGCAGCAACAACUCAGAUCAGCAGGGCGUGCUCUGCAGUUCAUGGGCUGCACCCUUUCCCUGUACUGAACUACUCUGCUCAGGCAAAGGCAGUGUGGUCCUACACUUGGAAUAUAACGACAAUUCCUGCUGCAGAAACUAUUCCUGGGAUGUAAUACAAUAUAUGAAGCAACGUCCACACUGAAAUUCCCUAAGCAAAAGGACUUUAUAUCACUGCUAAUAUUACAUUUAUGUACAUAAUCAUGAGUUUUACUAAUCCUGCUAACUGGGUUACCUUUGAGGAUGAUUCCACUUUCCAGUCUGUUCAGAAAUCAUUAUCCCCUGCAAAAAAUCCCACUGUUCCUCGACCUAAUGUAUUGAAACUGAAUCUUUCUGCCAUACUGGAGUCAUCAAGUGACUCAUCAUCUUCUGCUAAUAGUACUCCUCUUUCUUCACCUGUGACAGAUUUUCCAAUUAUCCCUGGACCUCCAUACAAUUCUCCACUUUCUUCACCUAUGAAAGACCACCAAGGAGGAACUUGCAUCCCUGUAUUAGGAUCUGACAUAUUUGGUGCUUUUUCAGGAAAGCUUCAACGCACUAGCACCUUUCUGCCAUCUCCUGGAACAGACUGCACACCAUCACCUAUGUGCGUUAACAGCACUUCCGAUGAAACAUCAUUCAACCCCUUGUUUCUGAGGCUUCCUCCUCCCACAACACCUGUAAAAUUAAACCAUUCAAGCACUCCCUCUAAAAGAAACUGCAUUCUCAAUGUGGGAAACUCACCAGUAUCAAACCUGAACAAAGGGCUUUCAGAGGACAAUGGCCACUCAAGUGCAUUUAAUACAGACAGAUGUGCAAUGGGAACUUUGCCAUCAGACUCUGGGGCACAUGUGUUGAUGAAAGACAGUGCAAACGAUCCUUGUCAGUUUAAAAAUCAUGAACUAAAUGGCAGUGAUACAAUUCCAGCUAGUGCCUGCCUCAGUUAUAAUUCUGGAAAGCUUGAACACUUCUCAACUGAGGAAAUGCUAAGACGUUCAUUUUCACGAAAUGCUGACAUCAAACCCAACAACAUUCCUCCCUUUGUGACAGAUAAUCUUUUUAAAAGUCAAAACAGAGAUGGAUGGCCUUUCAUGCUUAGGAUUCCUGAAAAGAAAAACAUGAUGUCAUCUCGUCAGUGGGGUCCCAUCUACCUUAGGGUUUCCUCUGGAGGCAUUCUGCAAAUGUAUUAUGAAAAGGGCCUCGAGAAGCCCUUUAAAGAAUUUCAACUUCAAAUCUACCAUCGGUUAUCAGAGUCUAAGUUAGAGCACUUCAACGAUUCAGGAAAGAUUCACACUGUAAAAAUUGAAAAUGUGACUUACACAGAAAAACGCAAAUACCAUCCCAAAUCUGAGGUAGUACAUGAAGCUGAAUUUGAACAGCUGUUGAAAUUAGGAACGACAGAUUACAAUGAUUUCAAGGAUUUCAUAACUACUGUGGAGGAAGAACUCUUGAGGCUACCACCUUUGUCCAAGCAAAGAAAGAAUUAUGAAGAGCCAGCAAUGACAUUAGAAAUACUGGACAACUUUUGGGGAAAGAUCACUAGAACUGAAGGAAAGUUAGUGGAAAGCAGUGUUCUGACACAGUUGUACUGCGUCUCCUUUUUAAAUGGCAAUCCUGAAUGUUUUUUAACUUUAAAUGACAUUAUACUUCACAGAAAUAAUGAAAGUUAUUUUGAAAAAGGGAUAGAUGAUCAAUGGAUUGAAAUUAAUGACUACUGUUUCCAGAAGUGUGUUAAAGAAGAAGAAUUUAAGAAUACACGAAUAAUUAAAUUUGUGCCUCCUGAUGCCUGUAAGAUAGAACUAAUGCGGUUCAGAACACAUUACAGUAGCAGUGACAUACCAAUUUCUAUAAAAGCUGCAGUAUCUGUUCAGGGAGCUUAUACAGAACUUCAAGCCUUUUUGAACAUGUCUUCAACGUUUAUAGACCCUGCUGUCCCAAAUGUUUCAAAAUACUGUGAAAAUGUCAUGAUACAGUUUCCAGUUCCUGAUGACUGGGUAAAAGCAUUUCGUACUGUGAACCUUCUUAGACAGAGGUCUUUAAAGGCCAAGAUGAACAGAAGUACUUGUCUUGGUUCUCUUAAUGACAUGGGACCAGAACCAGUGGUACAAGUAACAACUGGGACAGCCAAAUAUGAGAGUGCAUAUAAAGCUAUUGUAUGGAGAAUUGAAAAACUUCCAGAUAAAAAUUCAGACCAUCCACACAGUUUUUCUUGCAAACUGGAGCUGGGAUCAGACCAAGAAAUCCCAUCUGACUGGUACCCAUUUGUGACAGUGGAGUUUGAUAUGCCUGACACACAUGCCUCAGGGACAAAAGUGAAAUCGCUGGGAACAGAGAGUGACUUUCAGCCUCAGAAACAUAUUUUUCAGAAAGCACGCUAUCAUUGUCAGCCUAAACUUUAUCAGUCUGUUAUUGACGAUGUAAUUGAAAGAGUGCAUGACCUGUUUCUAGAUGAGGGUGCAGAUGAACAGGUCCUGAAAGAACUGAAAAAGCGCUGGGAGUCAAAAGUAUUGCAGUCUAAAGCAAUUGAAGGUUUUUUCAGAGAAAGCUGUUCUCAACAGUUUGUGCUGCAGUUGCCACAGAGCUUGCGUCAAACACUUCCAGGAUCAACAGCCUCGAUAGUUAUACCUGCUGGUAGGACAAUACAGAAUUUCACAGCAGACGUGGUGAGUACGCCUUCAGCAAGCGCAACGUUUACCCUUCCUGCUGGUAUCAGUUAUCCUAUACAGGUACCAUCUGGAGUUACACUUCAGACAGCUUCUGGUCACUUAUAUAAAGUUAAUGUUCCUGUGAUGGUUUCACAGGCACCUGGAGGUUAUAGAAUUCUUCAACAUCCAGUCCGACACAUUCUUCAGCAACAUAAUCGUUCUACAGGGCUUAACAUUUUAAACACCCAUCAAGCUCCGCUCCAUGCCACUGUCAUUCAUAAUUUAUCUUCACAGCAGCCAAGAAUUGUGACUCACCAACCUCCUGCUCCAAGACCAGUUGUGCAGGAUAAAGAAUUACUAGUGUACCAUAAUGCACAGAAUAUUAGUGGAGUUAAUUAUUCAUCUCUGCAGCAAGCUGCUGGACCUCAGCAGCAGCAAAGUGUAAUGACAAAUCUGCUAAUUCAACAGAAUGGCACUACUGAUAAUUAUGGGUAUGAAAGUAUGCAUUCAUUGCCAUUAAAUGAUCAGUUGUCGGCAUUUAGCCAAGGCUGUGCACAAGGGCAAGACAUUACAGACUUGAAUGAGUUGCAACAAAACCUACAAGACAAGGUGUCGUCUGAUUACACAUCAACAUUACAGCAAUCAGUAGCAGAUGAUAUUGUUGAACUGAUUUUACUAGAUGGCCAUACAGGUGAAACUUCUACAGCAGAAUUAACUGACCCAGUACAAAGUGAUUUACAGCAGCAUAUUGAGCAAGAGUUAUCACGAGAGGAACAUGACACAGGAAUUGGUAUUGACGACAUAAUACAAAUAGAUGGAACAUAUGACAGUUCAUCAGAUGAUGAGGCUGAAUUUGUGCAAGAUGUGGAGGACAGUGAAUUUCUAGGGAUCAUUAACUCUGAAGAUCUUAAAGCCCUUGAAGAAGGAGACGACAGCAGCUCAAGUGAUGAUUUGUCAAGCAGCAGUGAAGAUGACAAUGAAUCUGAAGUUGAAGAAGACCCCCUUAAUUCUGGUGAUGAUGUCAGUGAGCAAGAGGUGCCUGAUCUCUUUGAUACAGACAAUGUCAUUGUUUGUCAAUAUGACAAGAUACAUCGAAGCAAAAACAAAUGGAAGUUUUAUUUGAAAGAUGGUGUUAUGAGUUUUGGUGGCAAGGAUUAUAUAUUCUCAAAAGCUAUUGGGGAAGCAGAAUGGUAAUCCUCAAAUAUUAGAGAUGAUGUACUAAAAUUAAUUACAUUUCUUUUAAUUUAAAUUUUUUGGUGUAAAUAUUCAAUACUCCAGUGCAAGGUCCUUAACAUAUCUUGCCAAUUUAGUUUCUGUAUAUAUUGUUUAUUUUGCAAGAGUUUUUUUUUUUUUUUUUUUUGUAAACUAUAAUCAUGUAACACUGUUAAAAGUGUUGAUUUACUGUAUAUGAAGUGUAUUAUUUUACCACACUCCCACUGUUAACAUUUGAGUUCCUUUGAUAUUUACUGGAGUACUGUAUACACAGUACAUGGAUAAUUUUUCACCAAAUUUAUUUGAGAUUGUCUUUUAAAAUGUUAAAAACCAUUGCAGAUUAUGCCAAUGAAUUCUCCUGAUGACAUAAGUAUUGCCUUUAUUUAUUAUACUUUAAAAGGAGUAUAACAAUAUGUGGACUACAGAAAUACAUUUGUGAAACUGUUUGCAUGUAAGACUUCUGUAAUGAAGUUAACAUUUUGCAUUUUUUUUGUUAAUAUUUUUCUAAUUUAAGAAAUGUGUUUAGUAUGCACAGCAUAUGUAUUACAUGCACAGAUAUUUUCGUUACAGUACACUGUAUCAAUGAAAAUGUGACUUUAAGUUUGUUAUUAUGCAAACAGUUUUGCACAAUACAUUUUUGCCAGGAA